Molecule: messenger RNA, 2502 nt
Organism: Camellia sinensis
Lineage: Eukaryota; Viridiplantae; Streptophyta; Magnoliopsida; Ericales; Theaceae
Product: putative membrane protein At3g27390
Source: RefSeq, a predicted model, not a curated record
ACGAGGACAGCGUGUCAAAUCUUGGAUAACUUGUAAUCUCUUCUCGACGAAGAAACAAAUAAAAUUUGUAGAUCAGAAUAAUUACUCAUAAUUCAUAGUUCACACGGUCAACGCCUUGGAAUCAUAAGAAAGCAAAUCAGAGUAAUUACUACUACUACUACUACUAAUCUAUACAGACAAACGACUUUCUUGGGAAAAAAAGCCCAAAUGGUAGUUUCAUUUCGGAUCUAACGUCUCGCCACUUUACUAAAAGCAACAAAUAAAUAAAAAUAAAGGUAUUCCUUUGAAGAAGAAGGAGAAAUCAAUUCGGAAAUGGAAGGUCCAAAGACGAUCCUUGGUUACGUCUGUUACUCCAUCUUCUUCCUUCCUGUCUUCAUCAUUCUUUUUAUUAUUGGAUUCUACAAGGGUAUUUUGAUGACUCCCUUUGUAUUUCUGAUAGUCGCCUUUGGGGAUUGGUUGGUCAUUUUUGGUCUAUUUCCCCUUCAUUUUUUCUGGAGUAUUUUUUGUAUACUAAGAACCAAGAAAUUCGGUCCAUACAUGAAAUGCCUCCUGCUUCUAAUUUUCCCAAUACCAUUAGGAUUGUGGACCGGACUAGGACUUAUUGGAAGUACAACGAUGGGUCUAGUAGUUGGCUUUGGUUGGCCUUUCAUGGAGACAUUCAGGGCAAUUAGCAAGGAAGGUGUUCCUAUUCGUAUAAGAAUAAAGAAAUGCUUCACGGAGGGUCUUAGCAGCAGCCUCAGGGGUGCAUGCACUAUUGUAAGCGAUUAUAAAGAUUUUUCCUUCUACUCGUUCUUCUCUGUUGUGGAUGAGCUGCUGAAAUCAAAGGGGGAGGAGGAGCCUAUUGAACUCAAGGUCGUCCAGAUACCUGGAUGCAUUUUGGCAGCUGUUCUCGGGAUUUUAGUUAAUGUGCCUGUUAUCAGUAUAAUAACUGUGUAUAAAGCUCCAAUAUUGCUGCUCAAAGGCUGGUACCGGUUGAUACAGGAUCUUAUAGGGAGGGAAGGACCAUUUUUGGAAACCAUGUGUGUUCCCUUUGCUGGGGUUUGGAUUUUGUUGUGGCCAAUCGCAGUUAUUUUGGCUACUAUACUUGGUAUAAUUUCAAGCUUCGGUUUUGGAUGUUAUGCUGCUGUUGUUGCAUACCAGGAAAGUUCUACGAGGAGAGGAUUACUCUAUGUAGUUGCUGCUGCAUCCGUAUUUGACGAGUACACCAAUGAUUUACUAUACCUGCGUGAAGGGUCCUGCUUUCCAAGACCUUCAUAUCGUGAGCAUGGUUCCAGUUCUUCAUUACUUCCUGUAAACAGUCUGCGUGAACAGCAUGAGGUUAUUCAUUCUGAGGAACCUUUGAUAGGGCCACCUAAUGUGAGAAUGAAGACAUUGCAGGCUGUAGUGAUAUGGGAUGGUUUCAUUAAAGCAUGCGAAGAAAUUGGGAAAGAGCUUCUCAGAGAUGGAGCCAUUGGAAUUGCGGAUCUGGAUGCGUGGAAAGAGUCAAAGAACAAGAUUGUUAACAUUGGAAUUCCUGCAUAUGCAUUUCUUGAAUGCUUUUUCUGUUCUAUCAAGAAUGGUUCCCCUGGGUUUCUCUUGCGUGAUAAUAUUGAGAUUACCAGUGUAAAUAGACCAGAGGGAAGGGUUUUUGACUGGCUUUAUGAGCCCAUGUCUAUCAUGAAGGAGCAGAUCAGGAGUCUUAAUUUAGAGGAAAGGGAGGAGUUGUAUUUUUAUAAAUACUGCCUCUAUAGUGGUGAUACAUCAAGAAUCGAGUCAUGGCAGAACGGUGGUGUACCUCCUCAGGAUGAGAUAAGAAGGGCUCAGUUGGAGGGUAUAGGUAGAAGGUUACAAGGAUUUUGUUUGACAUUAUCGAGGCUGCCAACAUCCCGGCGUCAUUUCUUCGAAGUAGUCAAAGCUAUAGAGGAAGAAAUGAAGAAUUCCAGAGGCCUCAGAAGCAGUGGUGAUGGUAUAGAAUCAGGUUACAAGGAUUUUGUAUGACAUUUUGGAGUAGUGGAAGGUAUAGAUCAAGAACCAAAGAAUUUUACAGGCCCAUGUAUGCAUUUUGUGUGUUGUGCACUAACUAGUGCCAGAUGAAUCUCUCCAAGGCAGCCCCACCGGGGCUAGCUGUUAGCCGAGAUCCUAUGCAUCUCACUUGAAUUGAAUGUUUGGGGUUCCAUUCUUUCCCCUUUGCAUUUGUUUGAGGUAUUUCUUGUGGGAUUUGUGUAAUUGAUCAGUUUGUUGUAUGUUUGUGAUAAUGUAACAGUUUGUUGUUAGACAUCUUACUCUAUUUGAUGCAUGUCCCAUGAUAUUUUUUUUAUACAAAUUUCUGUUCUUUCCACUUUGCAUUUGUUUGAGGUAUUUCUUGUGGGAUUUGUGUAAUUGAUGAGUUUGUUGUAUGUUUGUGAUAAUGUAACAGUUGAAUGUGUGUUGUUAGACAUUUUUUUUACACAAUUUGAUGUAUGUCCCAUGAUAUUUCUUAUACGAAUUACUGCAAGUUGUGAUAGUCAACAUCCUGAUUAUAGA